Messenger RNA from Aspergillus calidoustus, 1614 nucleotides. Lineage: Eukaryota; Fungi; Ascomycota; Eurotiomycetes; Eurotiales; Aspergillaceae. The record is from the annotation of a GenBank genome assembly.
AUGGUUCAACGAAAUGCUCCUCAACCAAGACUGAUCCAAGGACCGCAAUGCUGGGCUUGUCGCGAGCGGCGCGUACGCUGCGGCUCAGAAACACCUGGAUGCGCUAAAUGCGCCGCUAAGGGCAUAGACUGUCCGGGGUUUGGGGCGACGAGGCCAUUGCGGUGGAGGGAGCCGAAGGUUCCCAAGACGUUCAAAGCUCGGAAGGCGGAUACAGUGUAUUCCAUUCCUGAUCUUCCUCUGGAGGUAGGGUUCUGUCUUCGGACGGGCGAUACCCUUGAUGGAGCAAUUGCGAAUGAGGUUACACAACGAUCGUGUGACCCCCGACUUGGUUGUGACGGACACCUCAUCGAACCCGUUCCGAUGGUCACUCAAGUCCAGCGUCGUUGUACUGUCCCUAGCGGAACUCGCGGUGCGCCGAUGGAAUUGACAGCUCUGUCGGAUCCCGAGGGAGCAACAUUCUAUCGAUACUAUGUCUCUGCCUUGAAGAAGGUAAAUGAGGAAUUGUCGAAGACGACCAAGAAGCUGAAUAUCACUAUUCUAGCGGGGAUUAUGAUGCUUCUAUUCUCUCAGUUACAACAGGCCGCAUAUGGGCAAUGGCGAGUCCACCUUGAGGGCCUCAAGAGGCUUUUACGCCACUAUGGGGGAAUGGAACGUCUUCUAGAACAGUACCUCGACACCGGUUUCCUCGUGUCGAACGUUCUAAUUAUCGACACAAUGUCAACAACGACUGCACCGGUCAGGACUAUGACCGCAGACACGCUAAGCUGGCAGAUGGCAUACUUGAGGAUACUGCCACAACUGGACUACGAUGUGAUUCCAACUCCAACACCAAUACCACCUCACCUGUUAAAAGUUGUCAUUAUGAUCAACCUUGCUCGAGCUACGGCGAGCCAGGCUCAAGGGAACGAAGACGAGACCGACCCUAGAGGGUCAGGAUUCACCCUGUCGCAGAUAUUAGCCGAGCUAGACAUUAUCCCUGCACCGGACAGUGAAGGCAAUGCACCCAACGACACAGACAUUAAGAGUAUCAUCCCAAGUGUCAACCCAAAUGAUGAGCCUCCAAAACCACCCACCAAAGACUCAAACAAAACCCUCUUCACAACCGCCUACCGCUCGGCCAUAACCCUCUACGCCGUCGAAUCCUACCUCUCCCUUUCCACGGAAACAGCGAGCAUAAGCCUAAGCCUAACGCAAAUCCUCGACCUAGCCCUAAUCCCCGAGACUACCCGCGCGAUCAAGAACACGGCAUACGAGUCCUUGAUGUUCUCCAUCCGCGCCUUAUUCGAACGGCGCAACGACGACAUAGACACUCACACAAAAACCGAAACCCCCGGCAAAAAGAGCAACGAAGACACCGACGCAUACUGGAAAUUCAUCUUCUGGCCCCUCGCCAUCGCCGGCGUGCAGUGUGCGAUGGUGCGCCGCAGUCGCGAUGACUACGAGUAUAUCUGCGGGCGGCUAUAUGAGAUGACUGCGGUGUUGGGGACGCUUUGUAUGCGGGAUGCUGCGGUUUUUAUACAGCGGCUUUGGGGUGACUCUGAGGAGAUGAGAGUUCGAGGAGGGGGGAUGACUUGGGAUGAGAUAUUUCGGGAUGCACCGUUGUUUCUUCUCUGA